Messenger RNA from Perca flavescens (yellow perch), 2207 nucleotides. RefSeq names its product centrosomal protein 55 like (gene cep55l). Gene Ontology annotation, cellular component: midbody. The transcript has 12 exons. Gene Ontology annotation, biological process: regulation of phosphatidylinositol 3-kinase/protein kinase B signal transduction; establishment of protein localization; mitotic cytokinesis. Bases 467 to 1987 code for a protein of 506 amino acids. NCBI's taxonomy places the organism in Eukaryota, Metazoa, Chordata, Actinopteri, Perciformes, Percidae. The record is from RefSeq and is a predicted model, not a curated record.
UUUGUCUAUAUGCAUGUGUUUUCUGAAGUUGCAGGGCGUUUGCCCCUGUCGGCCACCGUAUGUAAUAGAUUUGAGAGUCGUUAAAGACCAGUUAAAGACCAGAAAAAGCCGACUACCUAACUCAUUAGAUUAUUAAAGCUAUAGCAAGUAAUGGGAAAUAGUUUCAUGUGAUAGCAUUUUAAAUUACAUCGGAGAAAACUUUAAACAAACGCUUUAUUUUUAACAGUGCACCGCCCAGCGUCAUAUUUCGAGACACUCCGGAUUAAAUAAACACACGCACCCCACCGCCCGUCACGGAUAUGACGUCCACGCGCUACAAUUCAAACUUCAGGAAACGAAAGCGUUUGGUUAGAAAACGGUCUCGUUGUUACCAUUGACAUAUUGUUACAAACGCACUAGUCAGGGGAUAUCUGCAGUUCUCUUUAUCUAAGUCCAGAUUACUUCCUCAACACCCAAGCAAGCAGCCAUGACAUCUAAAGGUGCCAAAGAGAGCAUCGUCACCAGGUUGGGUUUCAAAUCCAGCAACUCUGGCUCCAAGGCUGAGGCAGAGCUGGAGAAAGUCAGAAAGGAGAAUGCUCACCUCAGGAAACAGAUUGAUGAGAUGGCCAAACGACACAUCAAACCACCCGACUCAGAAAAAAGCAAGCUGCUGGAGAGGAUUCUUUCCCUUGAGACGCUGCGAGAGAGAAACAAUCAGCAGUUGCUCAUUAAAGAGCAGGAACUAGAAACAACAAGACAGCAUCUGGCAGCUAAAGGAGGAGAGGUGGUAGCGUCACUACAGGCCCAGCUGGAGCAGCGGAGGAAGGAGGCUGAGCAGAGAGAAGUGUUGUUCCAGAAUUUGUCACAGGAGACGGGGAACCUGAGAAACCAGCUGGCCACUGUAUCUGCCCGGUGCCAGUCCCUGGAAACACCGGCGGUGAAUGGACAGUUACCUCCUGCCGAUUUGGCAUUGGUACAAGAUCAACUGAGAGAUGCUCUUGAGAAGAACCAGCAGUGGCUGAUGUACGACCAGCAGAGAGAGGCUUACGUCCAGUCCAUCCUCGCCCGCACGCGGGAGCUGGAGCAGCAGCUAGCCCCGGCAAAGCAGCAGCAAACCAAACAAGAGGCCACUUCACAUGCUCCUGCCAACUCAGCAGGUCCAGAAAAGGCCGUUGAGCUGAAAAGCCACUAUGAGCAGUUGCUGUUGGGGGUACAGAGAGACCUGGAGAGGCAAAAAGACCAGGUUACCCGAAGCCAGCAGGAGCUCGAUGCGCAGAGGGAACAGACCUUGAAAGCUCAGGCCGACCUGCAGUCUCAGAAGGAGCAGGUCUCCAGGCUCCAGGAGGAGGUGUCGGCGCUGCAGAGCAGGUAUGAGGACAAGUGCAGCGAUCUGUCGUCCUUUCUGAGGCAGUACGAAGAGAAGAGCAAAGAGUCGGAGGAGGCCAAGAUGCAGCUGCAGGCAGAGCGACUCGGCAACAGACAUGCGGUGUGUGAAGAGAGAAAGGCGUUGUCUGAGCGGUCAGACAGGAUGAGAAUGGAACUGGAGAACAUGGACAUCCGAUUGGAGGAGGAGAGGAAGAGAUCUGCUGAACUUCUACUGCAGGUGAAUAUGCUGCAGAAGUCUCUCCUGAGCCAAAAUGAAGAACACAGGAGACUUGCAGCACUGGAGCAACAGAUCCAACUCUCUGCCAAGGACUUCGAGAAUGAGAAGAUUGAUCGUCAGAGCAUGCAGCACCAGUUACAUAAAGUACUGAAGGAGCUUCGCAAGGCCCGGGAUCAGAUUGCUAAACUGGAGUCUGCUAAACAGCCAAACAGCCGUUUCUCAGAGCCCAGCUCUUACAACAACUUUGAGCGUCUUACUAUUAACGACCCACCUGGUCUGACAUCUCCCUCUAAAAUCACCAACCUCCUGGACGAGAGUUUCCUGGAAUGCCCAAAGUGUCGGGCGCCCUACCCCACCAGCCGCCACCGGGAGCUCCUGGCACAUAUUGACUACUGCCUGGCCUGAGCUGGAGGAGAGUCUAGAUCUGUGGUACCCAGCCUGGGCAUCGGGACCCCUCCUCACCCAAGGGCAAGAUGGCAAAGCUGCCACACAUACAACAUAAGCAAUUAGAGAUGCACCGAUUACAAUAUUCUAGGCCAGUUCCGAUUUCCGAUUUUUUUUAUUGAGUUUGAACUGCUGAAACCGAUUUUAGCCGAUUCCGGUUUCAUAUUUUCUAACCACUUUA